This is a messenger RNA of Penicillium crustosum, 366 nucleotides long. Its product is annotated as LYR motif-containing protein. Bases 1 to 366 code for a protein of 121 amino acids. Gene Ontology annotation, cellular component: mitochondrial matrix. The record is from RefSeq and is a predicted model, not a curated record. Gene Ontology annotation, biological process: mitochondrial proton-transporting ATP synthase complex assembly. NCBI's taxonomy places the organism in Eukaryota, Fungi, Ascomycota, Eurotiomycetes, Eurotiales, Aspergillaceae. The transcript has a single exon.
AUGUCCACAACAAACCAAGCGCGCACAACUUACCGCGCCCUCCUCCGCGAACUCCCACGCCGCAACCUCAAAACACCCUCCCCACUCCACCACCAACUGCGCGCGAUCUUCCGCUCAUCACCAGCGACAUCGUCACAAUCAAAUGCUCUGCCAUUCUCAGUCUCCAAUACAGACGAGGAACGAACCAUCCGCGUCCAAGAAGCUGAUCAGUUCGCUCAAUAUGCCCGCGCCCAGCGUGUCUACUCUGACCUCCUUGAACGCUAUAACCCGGGUAUGAGUAUGGAUGAGGAGGAGAAGAUUCGUCUUACGGCGAGACGGGUUGGGUUUGAUUUGCCUGAGUUGCAUGUCGCUGAGGGGAAGGAGUAG